AUGAAAGUAUCUCUCUCCACAGGCUUCGUCAGUAGUGCACUGCUUGUAUGCGCUGCUUUCACCCUAGUUUUCGGGUCACUCGAUCCUGACACGCGUGGCGUCCUCGAGGACCAGGGCCACGCCACCAGGCGACUGUCAAGUAGUAGCACGCCCACUGCGAGUCACUCCGAUGAACAAAGGGGGUUGUUUACAAGCAAGACAACGAAGCUCGCGAACCUGCUCGGGUCUCGUGAUGACGCUGCAACUGCUUUCCACGUCUUGAAACUAGACCAAAUGCUGCCAGUCACUGAAAGUGGCGUUCUCCACGAGGAAUUAGCGGCUAAGUUCAUGUCGAGUCCUGAGUUGCAGGUGUGGUAUCAGCACGUGACAGAAAUCGAAGAGAAGAACAAGAGGUUUGCGGCGUUCAAUUUCCUGCGGGAAGCGCUUGGUGGCGAAGCGUUUGCCAGGAUGAUCCAGCUCAAGUCGAAGGAACGAUUCGACUGGUGGAGCGCUUCCCUUCGUUUGGCCCGCGAUUUGGAAAAAACGCAGUUUGAUAACUGGUUCACAAAGGAACACGUGUCCCAUAACGCCGUGGAGCAGCCCGAGAAAACGGUCGCUGCGAUUGCAAAACGGUACGCUCAGUACGUUCGCGACCAUCGGAGUAAGGAAGGCCGGUAUUUGCCUGAAUAA
Molecule: messenger RNA, 669 nt
Organism: Hyaloperonospora brassicae
Lineage: Eukaryota; Oomycota; Peronosporomycetes; Peronosporales; Peronosporaceae
Source: the annotation of a GenBank genome assembly